GCACGCCCCAACAAGAAAUCUGAUAUUUUUCAACGACGACAAAGGUGCGCAUAAUUCUCUGAAACUAUGGCUUGCAUUGCCAAGGAGGUAGAGACAGAGCUUCUCCCCUUUCUCCGAGUCUACAAGGACGGCUAUGUCGAGCGACUCUUAGGCUCUCAAUACGUUCCCCCGUUGCUCGAUGACCCCGAAACAGGAGUCUCCUCCAAAGACAUCACCAUUUCACAAGACCCUUUGAUCAAAGCCAGAGUCUUUCUUCCAAAACUCGAUGAACCACAUCAGAAACUCCCCGUCUUGGUCUACUACCAUGGUGGGGGUUUCUGCGUUGAGUCCGCCUUCUCAUCCGAUCACCACCGCUAUCUUGACGGGUUGGUCUCCCAAGCCAAGGUUGUUGCUGUGUCGGUCGAGUAUAGGAUGGCUCCUGAACACUGUCUCCCUGCUGCAUAUGAAGACGGCUGGGCUGCUCUCCAAUGGGUCGCCUCGCAUUUCGCUGAAAACGUCAUUGAUGACGAGCCCUGGUUGACAAAUCAUGGAAAUUCGGAACGUUUUUUUCUUGGUGGAGAUAGUGCAGGAGCCAAUAUGGCUCAUAACAUUGCCAUGAAAGUUGGGAAGGAGGGCUUGCCUGGUGGUUUGAAGGUGUUAGGAGUCUCUCUCACACACCCUUACUUUUGCGGUUCAAGGGAAAUUGGAUCGGAGACUUGUGAAGAUCCUGAGGACUUUGGAAGUCUGGUUUGGAACUUUGUAUACCCUUCAGCGCCAGGCGGUGUUGAUUGUCCGAUGAUCAAUCCGGUGGCUCCAGACGCACCGAGCCUGGCGGGACUCGCGUGUUCGCGGUUGUUUGUGAGUGUUUCUGAGAAUGAUGAACUGAGACACAGAGGCAUAGCUUACUAUGAAGCAGUGAAGGAAAGUGGGUGGGAAGGAGAAGCUGAGCUGGUUGAAGUUGAAGGAGAGGAUCAUGCAUUUCAUAUUUUGAAAUUUGAGACUCCAAAAGCUAAGGAUUUGACCAGAAAAGUGGCCGACUUUCUCAUCAAGUAAAACCGCCAUUUUCUGUUUUUUUUCACUUGAUUUGCACUGUAAUUUCCAACAAGAGUUUAUCCAAACCCCCACCUUUUCAUGGCUGUAAUCUCUAUUUGAAUAAUUGGAAUCAAUAAAGAGUUUUUGGUUUU
This is a messenger RNA of Pyrus x bretschneideri (Chinese white pear), 1163 nucleotides long. Its product is annotated as 2-hydroxyisoflavanone dehydratase-like. The transcript has a single exon. Bases 67 to 1032 code for a protein of 321 amino acids. Gene Ontology annotation, molecular function: hydrolase activity. The record is from RefSeq and is a predicted model, not a curated record. Lineage: Eukaryota; Viridiplantae; Streptophyta; Magnoliopsida; Rosales; Rosaceae.